Molecule: messenger RNA, 2223 nt
Organism: Olea europaea var. sylvestris
Lineage: Eukaryota; Viridiplantae; Streptophyta; Magnoliopsida; Lamiales; Oleaceae
Product: THO complex subunit 1
Exons: 21
Coding region: 129-1970 (613 amino acids)
Biological process (GO): mRNA export from nucleus; regulation of DNA-templated transcription elongation
Cellular component (GO): THO complex part of transcription export complex
Source: RefSeq, a predicted model, not a curated record
AAAAAUAGAGAAAAUCCGUCAAAGGAAAUGACUCCCGCCCCCAAAUUCAUCAGUGCUAAAUUCUUGUCAAAUAGAGACCCUAGGUUAGAGUGUCGCGAAGAACAAAGCAUACAGAAAGAUUCUGGAGUAUGGAUGUGUUCAGGAAGGCAAUUUUGAAUCCAGGCCCACCUGAAGAUUUUGCACUUCAGACUGUGCAAGAAAUUAUAAAGCACCAGAAACAAACAAAACUAGUCCAAGAUGAGAAUCAGUUGCUUGAAAAUAUUCUGCGGAUGUUGCUUCAGGACCUGGUGUCAGCAUCAAUACAGUCCGGGGAGGAAAUCAUGCAGUAUGGACAAUCUAUUGCUGAUGGAGAUAUUCAUAAGGGUCAAAUUCCUCGACUUCUUGACAUUGUUUUGUAUCUCUGUGAGAAAGAACAUGUUGAAGGUGGUAUGAUAUUCCAGCUUUUAGAAGAUUUGACGGAAAUGUCCACAAUGAGAAACUGUAAAGAUGUCUUUGCAUAUAUCGAGAGCAAACAAGAUGUUCUUGGGAAGCCAGAACUUUUUGCAAGAGGAAAGCUUGUGAUGUUGAGAACAUGCAAUCAACUUCUUCGUCGGUUGUCAAAGGCAAAUGAUGUGGUGUUUUGUGGACGAAUUAUAAUGUUUCUCGCUCAUUUUUUCCCAUUAUCAGAACGCUCUGCUGUCAAUAUAAAAGGAGUUUUCAAUACGUCAAAUGAGACAAAAUACGAGAAGGAGACCCCUGAUGGUAUUGCUAUUGAUUUCAACUUCUACAAAACCUUUUGGAGUUUACAGGAAUACUUUUCAAAUCCCAGCUCUCUUGUUCCUCUUCCUACGAAGUGGCACAAGUUUACUACGAGUUUGAUGGUUGUAUUGAACACCUUUGAGGCCCAACCUCUAAGCGAUGAAGAUGGAAAUGCUAUUAACCUUGAGGACGAGGCAUCAAACUUCAGCAUAAAAUAUCUGACAAGCAGUAAACUUAUGGGUCUUGAGUUAAAAGAUCCAAGUUUUAGACGCCAUAUUCUGGUUCAAUGCCUUAUUUUGUUUGAUUAUUUGAAGGCCCCAGGGAAGAAUGAAAAAGACGUGCCAUCAGAUACACUGAAGGAAGAAAUAAAAUCCUGUGAAGAUCGCGUCAAGAAGCUUCUGGAAAUGACACCUCCUAGAGGGAAAGAAUUUCUUCUUAGCAUUGAACAUAUUUUAGAGCGAGAACGGAACUGGGUCUGGUGGAAGCGGGAUGGUUGCCCUCCAUUUGAAAAACAGCCAAUACAAAAGAAGUUAGUCCAAGAUGGGGCCAGAAAACGCCGGCCAAGGUGGAGACUGGGAAAUAAAGAGCUAUCACAAUUGUGGAAAUGGGCAGAUCAGAAUCCAAAUUCUUUAACAGAUCCUCAACGUGUCCGCACUCCUUCCAUCAUGGAGUACUGGAAACCAUUGGCCGAAGAUAUGGAUGAAUCUGCGGGAAUAGAAGCAGAAUAUCACCAUAAAAAUAGUCGAGUCUAUUGUUGGAAAGGUUUACGCUUUUCAGCUCGGCAAGACUUGGAGGGAUUUUCCAGAUUCACUGAACAUGGUAUUGAGGGCGUUGUGCCUUUGGAACUUUUGCCAUCUGAAGUGCGGUCCAAAUAUCAAGCUAAACCAGCUGACAAGUCUAAGCGUGCCAAGAAGGAAGAGAUGAAAACCUCUGUGCAGCAAGCUGAAGAAAAUCAGGUUGCAACACCUGCAAGUGAGAUGGAUGUUGAAGGAAGCAGAACUGAUCUUGAAGCCUCGAUAGCCCCAAUAGAUGCAGAUGCCACAAUGGCUUCUGGCAGUAUUUCUCAGAGCGGAACUCCAACCCCUGAUGAACAUCAGAAACAGAGUCCUGACACAGACAUCGGGCAGGAAUCAGGCCAAAUUGAAGCUGAAGCUGAAAUAGAGGCAGAAGCCAUGCCCGGAGUAAUAGAAGGUGAGACAGAUGCAGAGGUUGAUCUAGAUGCAGUAGUCUGAUAAAGUACAAGUAUGUUUCAUUUUACUCGAAUGGUGGGAGAAAACUACUUGUGCUCGAAUUAUUUUGAAGUUCAGGGUCUGUCUAAAGGCUAAAAGUGGACAUUAAUAUGUUGCAAAAACAUCAAUUUCUUAGAUGAUCCCUGGCUCGAUCAAGGUAGUGUUGGACUAGCUGAGUUGGAUAUGAAAGUGGUCGGCAUGCCUUGUUUGCACGAAUAUACUUGCAUUAAUGAUUAUGGAAUUUAGUUUCUAAUAU